CAUGGUGAGUUUUUGUUUGUGAUAUGUAACAAGAACAAGCUAGCAGAAUAACUGGGUUUGUCGGUUUUGUUUCAUCUUCAGUCACAACGUAUACAGUUGAAGAGAAAAGUCGUCAUGUUAAGUAAAAUGUCUUUUCUUGGUUGUUCUUCUUGAUCGUCUUUUUUUUUUUUUUUUUGGUGAAACUUGAGAGGUUGUGAAAAAUUUGCAGUUGAUCGGAUUUUGGGUGGUGUUGCUUUCGUUAAAGGUGAAAAGUAGUUGAGAAACCAGCAAAAAAGUUUACAAGAGAGAGGGAGGUGAAGCGUGCGGUGAAACUUUCUUGUGAGAUUUUUGUUCACGUGAAAUAAUGCCUCAUAGAACUGCUUACUUUUUUCCAAGGCAAUUUCCUGACCGUGGGUUCGAUGCAUCUGCAAAGUUUGUUAAUGAUAAUCACGAGAAUAAGAUCGACGAUGAUGAUCAAAUUAGAUCAGGAAAAUCUUCUUCAUCAAAGGAGAGCGAUGUUGUCACAUCAAAACCGCUCAUAAGUAGUGUGAAAGAGACUAAUACUAAUAAUAAUGCAUCAUUUUUGUACGGGAAAAACCGCGAUAAGAUUCACGGGAAGCAAUUAGCCGCUUUUGUAAACUGGCUUUCUGAGAAAAACAAGAAAGGAAAAUCAUCAAUACAGAAUCACGUGAAGAUCAAAAAAUUGGAUGAUCGUGAUACACAGGAUGAUCAAGAACAUGAACUUUUGCUUCCCGUUCCUCCUGAAGCUGUACCAGUACAUGAACUGGUUGAUCAUCAUUGCCACGUGGCUGAUCAUUGUCAGCCGGAGCACAAGCAGCAACAGGGGAAGACAUUUGAUCGAAAAUCGUCACUGCGAAGGUUAUCCAGUUCCGGAAGCAAUUACAGUUGUACGGGGAAGGGUAAUUUUGAGAGACAAACAUCGUUACAAAGGCUAUCGAGUUGGGGAAGUACUAGCUAUGCAGGUAGUUUGUUUUCAGGUACGACAUUGGAUGGGAACUGGCCGAGUACUGGGGUUAAAGAUACGCAAACGUCGACGACAAGGGAAGUACUGGAGGAGGUGGUGCCGGAGAAAGAGGAGAGAGUUGUUGAUAGCAAAGAUACAUUGAUGCAGAAGUCGAAGGAGAGUUAUUACUUGCAACUCACGCUUGCUAAAAAACUUGUAGACCAAGCAAUGCUUGGUUCUUCUGGAGAGCCUAUGCUUUUGCACGAGUGUAAAAGUACCAAGGGCUUUGGUGGAUCUUCUGAUGCUCAAACUGUGUCUUAUCGUUUAUGGGUGAAUGGUUCCUUGUCUUAUUCUGACAAGAUAUCGGACGGGUUUUAUAACAUAUUAGGAAUGAAUCCGUAUCUGUGGGUUAUGUGUAAUGAGACAGAGGAUGGUAAACAAAUACCAUCUCUAAUGGCCCUAAAAGGAAUUGAGCCCAGUGACACAUCAAUGGAGGUUGUUCUUAUUGAUAGGCGUGGGGAUUCAAGGCUCAGGGAAUUAGAAGAUAAAGCUCAAGAAAUUUACUUUGCUGCUGAGAAUGCGUUAGUCUUGGCAGAAAAACUUGGCAAGCUUGUGGCGGUUUAUAUGGGGGGCUCUUUUCCGGUGGAGCAAGGUGAUCUUCAUCAGAGGUGGGAAGUUGUUAGCAAGAGAUUAAAAGAUCUGCAGAAGUGCAUUGUGCUACCAAUCGGCAGUUUCUCCUCAGGACUUUGCAGGCACAGAGCUAUUUUGUUCAAGAAGUUGGCGGAUUACGUAGGUUUGCCUUGUAGGAUUGCUCGAGGUUGCAAGUAUUGUGUCGCAGAUCAUCGAUCUUCUUGUCUGGUGAAAAUUGAGGAUGACAGAAGAUUUUCAAGAGAAUUUGUGGUUGAUCUUGUUGGGGAUCCUGGAAAUGUACAUGGUCCAGAUUCCUCUAUAAAUAGAGGUGUAUUGUCUCCUGUUCCUUCACCACUUCAAGUAUCUCAUCUGAAGGAAUUUCAACAACCUUACAUGGAUAGUGAUAUAAGUAAUCAGUUACCGCAUUCCAAUGACACAUUUGCUCUUCCAGAAAAUGCUUUGCAUACAGACCCUCAUGCUGAGAGUGAACAACUGGAGGAAAUUGUUGUCAGUGAUAAGCCAAAAUUGCCAAAUGAUUCACUAUAUCACCCUUAUCAAGCUUUGGAAUUAGAACCCUGUGAUGUUCUUGUUACCACUGAAACAGCAGGAGAUGCGAAUUCUAGAUCUAGAGAAGACAAAAUUAUUAUCAGGCAGACUUACAAGAAGGAGGUUGUUCUGUCCAAAAACUCACCGGUGCACCGUGGUAGACCGCCAAAAGCAACUUUAUUAGGUAAAAUGGAUGCAAUGGAUAUUGGAGGUAGAACAGGGAAUCAUGAGAAAUAUCCGGCAGCAACAAAUCCAAGAUAUCUGAGCCUUGAGCCUUCUCUUGCAAUGGACUGGCUUGAGAUCUCAUGGGAUGAAUUACAUAUAAAAGAACGUGUUGGCGCUGGUUCAUUUGGAACAGUACAUCGUGCUGAAUGGCAUGGAUCGGAUGUUGCAGUCAAGCUGCUAACCGUCCAGGAUUUUCAUGAUGAUCAGUUAAAGGAGUUUCUAAGGGAGGUUUCAAUUAUGAAGCGCGUCCGUCAUCCAAAUGUGGUGUUGUUCAUGGGGGCUGUUACCAAACGGCCUCAUCUAUCUAUAGUGACUGAAUAUUUGCCUAGAGGAAGCCUCUACCGUCUGAUACACAGGCCAGCUGCUGGGGAAUUGUUGGACCAGAGGAGACGUAUCCGUAUGGCUUUGGAUGUGGCCAAGGGUAUAAAUUAUCUUCAUUGUCUGAGCCCACCCAUUGUGCAUUGGGAUCUGAAAUCUCCUAACCUGUUGGUUGAUAAAAAUUGGAAUGUAAAGGUGUGUGAUUUUGGUCUGUCAAGAUUUAAAGCUAAUACGUUCAUAUCAUCAAAAUCAGUUGCUGGAACUCCUGAAUGGAUGGCCCCGGAAUUUCUUCGUGGGGAGCCCUCAAAUGAGAAGUCGGACGUCUACAGCUUUGGCGUAAUAUUAUGGGAGCUUGUGACCUUGCAACAACCUUGGAAUGGACUGGGGCCUGCACAGGUAGUUGGUGCUGUUGCUUUCCAGAACAGGAGGCUCACUAUUCCACAGGACACUUCUCCAAAGUUGGCAUCUCUCAUGGAAGCCUGCUGGAAUGAUGACCCGGCACAACGCCCAUCCUUUGCUAGCAUUGUGGAUACAUUAAAGAAACUACUAAAGUCUCCACUACAGUUGAUUCAGAUGGGAGGAACAAUGAAGACUUAGAUACUCUCCAGUUGUCUCAGAGAAAAAUAAAUUCAUCCUAGUUCGUAGAUAUAUAAUUACUUAAUGCUGACAAAUUAGUCUGCAAAACUUGCCCAACAACAGCAAAUAUGUUGGCUAUCUAACAUUUUGAAUGAUAAACAAGCCUCUGUUAGUUCCAGUUAGAUGGAGGCAUCUCUAAUGCUGUUUAGUUUCUUGCAAGAACCCUCAACUAUGUCAGCCAAUUAUCCCCUUGCAAAUGUGAAAUAAUUUGAGGCUGAAAUUAUAAUUAUGUACUACUAGUAUUUUGGGCAAAGUAUUCUUGGAAAAGUCUGUCCUCCAGACUCUUACGAUGUAGCAAAAUCGCCAUAAUAAUAUAGAGAAGAAGUUUCAGUACAAAACUUAGGGAUACACUUCUUGUCUUCUUGAUGAUGGCUCUGGUAGUUUCUGCUUAAACACAGUAAUAUCAAGUCAAAAUAUCUGAACUUUUACAUCUGGCCCAUGGCAUUGGUUCAAAGGCAAAGGUAGUACAUGCGCAUUAGGCAUAC
Lycium ferocissimum is the source of this 3783-nucleotide messenger RNA. RefSeq names its product serine/threonine-protein kinase CTR1. Bases 344 to 3259 code for a protein of 971 amino acids. Gene Ontology annotation, biological process: protein phosphorylation. Gene Ontology annotation, molecular function: protein kinase activity; ATP binding. The record is from RefSeq and is a predicted model, not a curated record. Lineage: Eukaryota; Viridiplantae; Streptophyta; Magnoliopsida; Solanales; Solanaceae. The transcript has 16 exons.